AAUGACAGCGUCAAAAGGUUUCGAGGGCUUGUCCUUGACGAAAGACAAGAAGAUUCCGGUUAUUCUUGAUAUUGGAACAGCUUACACAAAAUGCGGCUUUGCUGGUGACAGUUGUCCUCGACACAUCAUUCCAACUGAAGUACGGCGCUAUCACUCGAACAAGAUUACCCGGAUAUUCACGUGCGACCAGUACUCGACUGACGAGUUGUAUGAUGUGUUGAUAGAUUUUUUCAAACAUAUUUACUUUAAACUACUGCUGGUGAAUCCAAGAGAUCGACGAGUUGUUGUCGUUGAAUCGCUCUUUUCUCCAAUUCAAUUUAGGAAAACAUUGGCCAAGGCUCUCUUUCAACAUUACAAUGUUCCAUCUAUUAUGUUUCUUCCAAGUCAUCUGUCGGCAUUGCUCUCGUUAGGAAUAGCCACCGGUCUUGUGAUUGACUGUGGCUAUGAGGAAACCAGCCUGUUGCCUAUUGUUGAAGGAAUUCCUGUGAUGAAGUGCUGGCAGUCAUUGGAUUGUGGAGGUCGUGCUCUUCAAACUGAGUUAAGUUGCCUGCUAAAGGAAUAUGCUGCUGUCACUGAUGGAGAGACAAGUAAACCAUUACCGGCAAGUAAAGUGUGUUUAUCUGAUGAGAUACUAGAAGACAUCAUAGCACGCAUCUGUUUUGUUGGAAAGAAAUUGACUUCUGAACAGGAACUACACAUAGCUGAUGAUGUCAGACAACAGAUGUCAACUACUUCCACGCAAUCUGUUCCUAUUCCACCUUCUGUAUCAUACCCGUUGGAUGGGUGUACAACUCUCAUCAUACCAGGCAUUGUCAGGGAGAAAACAGCUGAUCUUAUUUUCAAACAUGACAAAGAGUCCAAGUCAUUACCAACAACUAUACUAGAUGUCAUAUUGAAGUGUCCUCUUGAUGUACGUCGCUCUCUCAUGGAGAAUAUUGUGGUUGUGGGAGGAACUGCUAUGCUACCUGGCUUCCAUGAUCGUUUGAUGAGGGAAUUGAAAGAUAUUGCAACAAGAGGGAGAUAUGCUCAAUCAUUGGUCAGCCGUGUAUUCAAGUUUCAUGCUACACAUGUACCUGCAAACUGUGCUUGCUGGAUGGGAGGUUCUCUCCAUGGUUCUGUUGAUGUUCUCAGUGACCACUCUGUGUCACGCGAACAUUUCCUAAAGACAAAACCCAAUCACUUGCCUGACUGGAUGUCGUGUGAUCCAUCAGCGCGUACUGUCUCCACUGCUGAACGCUCUGCCAAUGUUGUGUCCAGCUUGAGAAGGUUGUCUACACCAUCAUCCACACCCAAGCUACGAGGACGCUCAAGGUCAUUGGUAUCAUUGACGCCAAAAACUGGAGAGUCUAAAAGUGUAAGUCAAGUUCCAACAAUUUCUGAAGCACCGAUGAGUCCUGAAUGAAUGUGACUGAUGUCUAAUUAACUGAAACGUAGCACAUUAUUAUUAUUAUUAUUAGAAAUGAGUUUAUGUUAAUGUAACAAGAGUACAUACUUGGUAAUUGAUUGAUAAAUAUAGGAACCAGCAAAGGCA
This is a messenger RNA of Corticium candelabrum, 1531 nucleotides long. Its product is annotated as actin-related protein 10-like. Bases 2 to 1402 code for a protein of 466 amino acids. Lineage: Eukaryota; Metazoa; Porifera; Homoscleromorpha; Homosclerophorida; Plakinidae. The record is from RefSeq and is a predicted model, not a curated record. Gene Ontology annotation, cellular component: dynactin complex. Gene Ontology annotation, biological process: microtubule-based movement. The transcript has 15 exons.